This is a messenger RNA of Fundulus heteroclitus (mummichog), 1387 nucleotides long. RefSeq names its product neuritin 1-like a (gene nrn1la). The record is from RefSeq and is a predicted model, not a curated record. Bases 240 to 746 code for a protein of 168 amino acids. The transcript is spliced from 4 exons. Gene Ontology annotation, cellular component: plasma membrane. NCBI's taxonomy places the organism in Eukaryota, Metazoa, Chordata, Actinopteri, Cyprinodontiformes, Fundulidae. Gene Ontology annotation, biological process: neuron projection extension; nervous system development.
UCGGUUCGCUUAUGACUUGGGCCGGCCCUGCCUUAACAAACGCGCUUGUUCCUGCAGAAAGAGAGAGAAGCGGCAGCGGCGGAGGCUCUCAGAGCGGAGAACAGCGCCGCAGCUGCAGGAGGAGAACCCAGAGACCAGGCGUCGGACCGCGGGCUCCUCCUCCUCCUCCUCCUCCUCACCCUGGAGUUCUGGAUCUCAGCUGAAACUUGUGAGUCCGGAGGACCAACUUUCGGCUCGGCAUGGCGUCUCUGCUCAACUCCGCCUGCGUCGUCCUCUUGCCUGUUGCGCUGCUUCUCAUGUUGAGUCCAUGUCCUGUUGCUGCAGCCUCAACCAGAAGGUGUCACUCUAUCUACAAAGGCUUCGCUAAAUGUCUGAUGGCUCUGGGCGACAGUUUGACCGACACCUCCCACAAGGAGGAGGAAACCCACGAGAUACACUCCAUCUGCAGGUCUUGGGAUGAGUUUCAUAACUGCGCUAACGUGGCGAUGGCUGGCUGUCCGGAGGAAGCGGCGGCCGUAUGGGAGUCUCUUCGCCAGGAAUCCAAGAAGAUGCAGUUCUCUGGGAACCUUUACGACAUGUGCUCCAACCGGAACAGCCACCCAGCAGACUCCAUCUCCCCCCACGGCUCCCUGAACCAGGGAGAUAUCAACCAGGAGUCUCUAAGAGGAAGCGCCGAUCAUCCGGCAGGCCGCCUCCACCUUUUCUUGCUACUGGCUCCUCUCCUAUUGCUGCUCUUUUGGAUAUAGCUACCCUGAAGAUAUGUGACUAGUGUAAAUAGAUAAAACUUUGUGUAAUAUUCUCUUUCCCAACUCCAUAGACUUUCAUUUUGCUUCUUCCUCUGCUCCGCCAGGGGUUGCAUAUUUCUAAUUGCAUGCUCAGACGGCCCAAUGGUCCUUUUGAUAACGCAAUUCUGAACUGCGGUUCCGUUUCAUGAAUAUUCUCUGCCAUUUAAUGAGUGUUUCUGUUGGAAAUAUGCUCUGUACGUCUGUAGAAACAGCCCUGCGAAAACACAGUUUUAGAGAUGCACACUGGAGCCACACAUCUGUCUUUAUGCCCCUACACCUUCAAAAUUCAGCCGUAGGUUUGCAUGUGGUGAUUCCAGAAGGACUUUGAGUUCCUAACUGUGAUAUAAAAGGCGUAAAAGCAACAUUACAAGCAAUAGAUUACUACUACUAAGGAUUUAUGAGAUGAAUUCACCUGUUAGUGGAGGUUUUCGUUCUUUGAAAGGCUACAUUUGUGUUCUUGUCUGUAAAAGGUUCAUUUCUGAGCUCCAAAAACCGAUUGCAUUGAAGAUCUCUGUUUUUCACCAAAGUAUAAAAAAAGACGAGUAAGAGCAAACGUGUGUGUCCAGCCACAGUUGAAUAAAACGUUGGUCCUUUGAAAUAAA